AUGGUUGCUUUCACUGUUGACCAAAUCCGUGAGCUGAUGGACAAGGUUACGAAUGUUCGUAACAUGUCCGUCAUUGCUCACGUCGAUCACGGUAAAUCCACUUUGACCGACUCUUUGGUCCAAAGAGCCGGUAUCAUCUCGGCUGCUAAGGCUGGUGAAGCCCGUUUCACCGACACCAGAAAGGACGAGCAAGAGAGAGGUAUCACUAUCAAGUCUACUGCCAUUUCUCUUUUCGCCGAAAUGACAGAAGAUGACGUCAAGGACAUCAAGCAAAAAUCCGUGGGUAACUCUUUCUUGAUCAACUUGAUCGACUCUCCAGGUCACGUUGACUUCUCUUCUGAGGUUACCGCCGCUUUGCGUGUCACUGACGGUGCUUUGGUCGUGGUCGACACCGUUGAAGGUGUGUGUGUCCAGACCGAGACUGUGUUGAGACAAGCUUUGGGUGAAAGAAUCAAGCCCGUUGUCGUCAUCAACAAGGUCGACAGAGCUUUGUUGGAAUUGCAAGUCUCCAAGGAGGACCUUUACCAAUCUUUUGCCAGAACCGUUGAGUCUGUUAAUGUCAUUAUCUCUACUUACGCCGACGAGGUUUUGGGUGAUGUUCAAGUCUUCCCAUCUCAAGGUACCGUUGCUUUCGGUUCCGGUUUGCACGGUUGGGCUUUCACCGUCCGUCAAUUCGCUAACAGAUACUCCAAGAAGUUUGGUGUCGACAGACAAAAGAUGAUGGACAGAUUGUGGGGUGACUCUUACUUCAACCCAAAGACCAAGAAGUGGACUAACAAGGAGACCGACAGUGACGGUAAACCUUUGGAAAGAGCGUUUAACAUGUUCGUCUUGGACCCUAUUUUCAGACUUUUCGCUGCCAUCAUGAACUUCAAGAAGGACGAGAUCCCAACCCUUUUGGAGAAGUUGGAAAUCAACUUGAAGGGUGACGAGAAGGACUUGGAAGGUAAGGCUCUAUUGAAGGUUGUUAUGAGAAAGUUCUUGCCAGCUGCUGAUGCUUUGUUGGAAAUGAUUGUCAUGCACUUGCCUUCUCCAGUCACUGCCCAAUUCUACAGAGCUGAACAACUUUACGAAGGUCCAUCUGACGAUCCAGCUUGUGUUGCUAUCAAGCACUGUGACCCUAAAUCCGACUUGAUGUUGUACAUCUCUAAGAUGGUUCCAACCUCUGACAAGGGUAGAUUCUACGCUUUCGGUAGAGUUUUCGCUGGUACUGUUAAGUCCGGUCAAAAGAUCAGAAUCCAAGGUCCAAACUACAUUCCAGGUAAGAAGGACGAUCUUUUCAUCAAGGCUGUUCAAAGAAUCGUUUUGAUGAUGGGUAGAUUCGUCGAAGCCAUUGACGACUGUCCUGCCGGUAACAUUGUCGGUUUGGUCGGUAUUGACCAGUUCUUGUUGAAGACUGGUACCCUAACCACUUUUGAAGGCGCUCACAACAUGAAGGUCAUGAAGUUCUCUGUCUCUCCUGUCGUGCAAGUUGCGGUUGAGGUUAAGAACGCUAACGACCUACCAAAAUUGGUUGAAGGUUUGAAGAGAUUGUCUAAGUCUGACCCAUGUGUCUUGACUUACAUGUCUGAAUCUGGUGAACACAUUGUCGCUGGUACCGGUGAGUUGCACUUGGAAAUUUGUUUGCAAGAUUUGGAGAACGACCAUGCCGGUAUUCCUCUGAAGAUCUCUCCACCUGUUGUUGCUUACAGAGAAACCGUCGAGGCCGAAUCUUCUCAAGUUGCUCUAUCCAAGUCUCCUAACAAGCAUAACAGAAUCUACUUGAAGGCCGAGCCUAUCGAUGAAGAAGUUUCUUUGGCUAUCGAAGGUGGUAAGGUGAACCCAAGAGACGAUUUCAAGGCUCGUGCUAGAAUCUUGGCUGACGAAUUCGGCUGGGACGUCACUGACGCCAGAAAGAUUUGGUGUUUCGGUCCAGACGGUAACGGUCCUAACCUAGUUGUCGACCAAACCAAGGCUGUUCAAUACUUGAACGAAAUUAAGGACUCCGUCGUUGCUGCCUUCCAGUGGGCUUCUAAGGAAGGUCCAAUCUUCGGUGAGCAAAUGCGUUCCGUCAGAGUAAACAUCUUGGAUGUCACUCUGCACGCCGAUGCUAUCCACAGAGGUGGUGGUCAAAUUAUCCCAACCAUGAGAAGAGCUACUUACGCCGGUUUCUUGUUGGCUGAACCUAAGAUCCAAGAACCUGUUUUCUUGGUUGAAAUUCAAUGCCCAGAGCAAGCCGUUGGUGGUAUCUACUCUGUCUUGAACAAGAAGAGAGGUCAAGUCGUCUCCGAAGAGCAAAGACCUGGUACUCCACUUUUCACUGUCAAGGCUUACUUGCCUGUUAACGAAUCUUUCGGUUUCACCGGUGAAUUGAGACAGGCUACUGGUGGUCAAGCUUUCCCACAAAUGGUGUUCGACCACUGGGCUACUCUAGGAUCUGACCCAUUGGACCCAAGCUCCAAGGCUGGUGAAAUUGUCGCUGCCGCUCGUAAGAGACACGGUAUGAAGGAAGAAGUCCCAGGAUGGCAAGAGUACUACGACAAGUUGUAA
This is a messenger RNA of Lachancea mirantina, 2529 nucleotides long. The record is from the annotation of a GenBank genome assembly. Lineage: Eukaryota; Fungi; Ascomycota; Saccharomycetes; Saccharomycetales; Saccharomycetaceae.